AUGCAUGACCUCAAGAGCAUCCCAACGAAGGCGUAUGUUGUUGAGAGCAAAGGCGCUCCGUUUGUUCUCCAAGAUAUUUUACUAGACGAGAUCCAAAGCCAUGAGGUCCUUGUGGAGAUCCUGUACACCGGCCUGUGCCAUACAGAUAUCGUGGUUCAGCAUGGUGGAAUGCCCGUUGGUGGCUAUCCCGCCAUUCUAGGUCACGAAGGCGUUGGAGUGGUGCGCAAGAUCGGGUUGGGUGUUUCGAAUCAAGGUUUACUUCCUGGUGACAUAGUCAUAUUGUCAUUUCAUACAUGCCAGCAGUGUCGAUAUUGCCAGGAAGGGAACCUCGGAGGUUGUACUCGUAUGACAGAGAUUAACUUCACCAAAACCGGCCGGGACGGCCUUGAAAUGAAUUCACCAGCCUCUCUCCCCGAUGGAAAGCCAGUUUACGCGCAAUUUUUUGGACAAUCGUCUUUGAGCAAGUUGAUGAUAGUUCCGGAGAGGUCUGUCGUGAAAACCGAGCUAAGACUCGAAGACGAUCUCUCCUGCUUACCGCCAUUAUCAUGUGGUUACCUGACUGGAGCAGGAACCGUGUUCAAUGCACUACAGCCGAAGCCUGCUGACAAGGUGGCAGUUGUCGGCAUGGGCGCUGUGGGAUUUGCAGCCUUGAUGGCAGCUCGAGCGCUUGGAGUCGAGCAGGUUCUCGCCAUCGAUAUUGUGGAUGCAAAGCUUCAAAUGGCGACCAGCCUUGGAGCUUCUCAUACCAUUAAUUCUAGUGCAUUUACUGAUAUCAACGAGGGAAUCAGAAGUAUCUUCCCAGAUGGAGUUGAUAUGAUAGUCGAGGCAACUGGGAUAGCCAUUCUCGCAGAGACAUCAGUGAAAGCACUGGCCCAUGGGGGAACAUUAGCACUUGUUGGCGUGCUACCUCCAGACGCAGAUAUCAAGAUCAACGGACUGGAUGUGUUAAUUUCUUGCAAGAAGAUCAUAGGCGUUAUUGAAGGAUCUUCGAAUCCCCACGAGCUGAUUCCACGACUUGUUGAGCUGUAUAAGCAGGGCAAAUUUCCUGUAGACAAAUUGUCCAAAGUCUAUCCGGCCGAACAAUUGGAUCAGGCCUUGUCUGAUCUGAAGACUGGAAAGGUGAUUAAACCAGUCUUGUCAUGGGAAAGCGUGGUAGCCUCUGAAUGA
Molecule: messenger RNA, 1167 nt
Organism: Trichoderma virens Gv29-8
Lineage: Eukaryota; Fungi; Ascomycota; Sordariomycetes; Hypocreales; Hypocreaceae
Exons: 4
Coding region: 1-1167 (388 amino acids)
Molecular function (GO): zinc ion binding; oxidoreductase activity
Source: RefSeq, a predicted model, not a curated record